Messenger RNA from Caenorhabditis remanei, 2928 nucleotides. RefSeq lists its product as uncharacterized. Gene Ontology annotation, biological process: negative regulation of vulval development. Lineage: Eukaryota; Metazoa; Nematoda; Chromadorea; Rhabditida; Rhabditidae. The record is from RefSeq and is a predicted model, not a curated record. Bases 1 to 2928 code for a protein of 975 amino acids. Gene Ontology annotation, molecular function: protein dimerization activity. The transcript is spliced from 6 exons.
AUGCAAUCAGCGCAAUGUUCCUCAAAUUCCAUGAGUCUUCAAAAUGACUUAAUAAUGUCAUGGCCAACCGCCCAAACAAGAGAACACCCGGAAUUAUUGAGAAGUCAACCGAAAAUUGAGUUACCGCAGUGUUCAAGUGAUUCGGAUCCACUAUUCACCGAAUUGUUGUCAAACUUCUUGAUAAGUGAAGGAAUUCCAUUGGAAGUCUCAAGAGAUUCAACAUUUCAAGACCUCAUCAGUCAUUUCAAUCCGAAAUGUAUAAUUCCGACUGAAAAUUCGAUGACGGAAUACGUGGAGAAACACUAUGUGAAGCCAUUAAUUCAUUAUCCGAAGACUAUUGGACCAAUUAGUGUGACAAUCGAUAUUUACGGCGAUUUGAAUGAGAAAUUUCUCGUUUUUUCAAUUCAUUAUUUUGAGGAUAUUUAUGAAAGAAAGAACGCUGUCUAUUUGAAGAAAAUAUCAAAUAAUCGAAUUAACACUCUCAACACAAUCUGCCGUUCAGUGAACAACUACUCUUUUCGAGAUGUGAAAUUCACUAAUUUAGUCGGUUCGAAUCAAGAAAUCCUCGGAAUGAAUGGGUCUAGAGAACUUGUGAAUCAAUUUCAUAUCUGUUUCUAUCGAAAAAUGUCAAAAUUUGUGAAAAACUUGCUGGGAAUUAACAUUUUUUCACACGGAUUGGAUUUAUUGAGACGAUUUAUUCGAUUUAUAAAAGGAAAUCCGGAUUUAUAUCGCAUGUUUGAAAAUUUCCAAUCCGCGAGAAAUCAAGAUUCAAAAGAACCAAACCUGCCAUCAAUGGACAAUGAUUCGUGGGAAGUUACAUACAUUUUUCUAACAAAAUGCCUUCUCCUCCACGAAUCAUUCGUCGACUUCUGCGAACAAUACAAAAUUCGUCUAUAUAUCACUAAUAUGGUCUUCAAACAUCUGAUUCAUCUCCAACGUCUUCUUAGACAAUGCGUCUACUACUGUAGAUCGUUGAGUACUCCGAGUAGCUCUAUCUCUCAAAUUAUACCAGCCAUCGAGGGAUUACGACGACUGAUUGAUAGAGAAUUCCCAUUUCAACAAAAGAAAGUUCUGGAAUUGUUGGAUUCAUCGUUCGAGAACUAUUCUAGAAAUUGCUAUGAAAUAGCUGUUUUAUUGGAUCCAUUAUUCUCUUACACUGAUAUUUUCCCGGUGGAAAAGUGGAGAGAUUUGGAGAAUUUAGUCAUCGAAGAGUUCGUCAAGACGAAUUGGAAAUGGACGGUACAUUCUGGAAUUCAGGAUGCCACGAUGAUGAAUUCGAGAGAGCGAAUGACUUUUAUUAGCUCGGAAAUAGAAAUCUAUCGAGAAUUUUCUAUAAAAGAACGCCCUGAAGAAUCCGAUUGUCCAUUUCUUUGGUGGGCGGAGCGUCAAUCUCAAUUCGAGUUUUUAUCGGUGAUGGCGAGAGAAUACUUCUCGUGUCCAGCAGUGUCCAUCGAUGCAUCUUUCUACUUUUCGGAAGGCGGAAAACUUUAUAGAUUAUCCAAGAUGUAUUCAGGACAACAACUAGAACAAAGUCUGAAUCUCGCCGGGUCUCAUCAGGAAUUCCGAGGAAAAGGAGCAUCAGAAGACGAUAUUACCAACAGUAUGAUUGAGAAAUUGGAUGGGUUGACACGAAACUCGAAAUCGAAAAUACCAUAUUUUCAAACUAUUCGAAAAGUCGUUUUGAAAAAACCAGUGGCACAACUAGAUGUGAAGACAUUCGAUCCGGAAGAACCACCGAAAACUGCGCCAAUUAAACGUAAACGCGCUCUACCGAAUCCGGAAGAACCCAAACCUCCCCCACGUUCACAUUGCACUAUCUGUAAAGAUUUAAAGCAAUACGAUUCACUUUGGUAUUUCGGACGACCAAUUGAACGACAAAUUCUCAUUCUUGGAUACCUGUCUAGAGGAUUUGAUCUACAGGAAGAUAUAGCGAAAAUAAUGAGGAAAAAGGCGUUCAAUGUAUGUCCCUGUCAUAUUCGGGAGACUAUCGAGGAGAUUUAUGAAAAGUUGGAGCUAAAAGUCCCGAAAGAUCUCUAUUCAUGUUCGAUGGAGCUAUUCGAGAAUAUGUUUAAUUCUGUAGCACAUUUGAGUCCUGGAAUGACGAAAGAAGAAUUUCAAGAGGCGCUUUUUGAGUUCUUCGUCAAAUAUGAGGAUGUAAGGGAAGAGCUGACGCGGCCCAAAUUACCAUGGAAUAAAGUUGUGAAAGUAAAUCAGGAAGACGAGCUCCUGGAGUCAGAAGGAACUUCUAGGCCAGACGAAGACGAAGUUGAUCCAUUGAGUGUAGACCUCAAUUCCAAAACCACAUACGAUCUUUCUACCCCUAGAAAUCGUCGAUGUACAAUCUGUAGGCUAUUGAGAGGGCAUGGUGAUAUUAAACCAUUCCGAAAAGAAAGUGAUCGACAUCUGAUUAUUAUCGGAUGCCUCGUUGGAGAAUCAAUCAAUAUUCGACAAGCCGAGGCGCUUAUGAAGAAAACCAAUAUAUAUGUAUGCAACAGUCAUAUUGAGGAGACUCAUAGAGAGAUUUUGAAGAAAUUGUGCUCGGAAGAUCUGGAUGCUGGAUCGAAGGAGAUGAUGACUACUGUAACACUUUUGAUGCCAGAGUUGAAAAUAUCAACUUUGAAACGAAUGCUCAACGAGUUUCUGAUUAAAUUCAACUUUUUGAUGAGCGAGGAGCAGAAAUACGUUCCGAAACCACGACGAACUCAAAAAACUCAAAAAUCAGCAUCUAAGGAAUCGGAAGAAUCGGAAGAAAAAGACCAAAGUGAAGAAAACGAUUCUCUAGAUGAAGGCGGAGAAACUCCAGAAUCUCCAGGAGAAUCUUCAGAAGAAUCCACGUCAUCUGCGAAAAAAGAGAAAAAGAAGAAAUCUAGAAAAAGAGGAACAGCACGAGUUUCGUCACGGAAACUGCGGAGAACGAGAAAGUAUUAG